AUGUGCAUAUGUAUAAAUUGUAGACAUGUUAAUCACUGUAGUACGUACAAGUUUAUCCAAAAACAACACAAACAAUAUUCAUCAAAAACUAAAAUUAUUUUUUUACCUAUCAAUACAUUAAUAAAAGUCAACAUUAAUCAAUCUCUCUAUGGAUCUAAAUUUGACUGGGAUUUAAUAGAAUGUUUAUCAUUUAUAGAAAAACCAGGAAAUUGGAUGUAUGCGUCUACAUAG
Messenger RNA from Chondrus crispus (carragheen), 231 nucleotides. The record is from the annotation of a RefSeq genome assembly. Lineage: Eukaryota; Rhodophyta; Florideophyceae; Gigartinales; Gigartinaceae.